UAUAUAAUAUACCCUAAACCACAUAUGGGAAGAAGGUGAUACGCACCAUGGCAUUAUCAAUGAUUACAAUAACCCUUCUGAUUGAACAUAAUUAAUUCCUAUGUUUUCUAAGUCCUCCCUGCAAUUGAUUUCACAGGCAUGUAUAAGCUAACACAAGUAUGUAUAUAAUUGCAAAAAUGACGUGAAAAAAACUCAUAGACUAGUUCAAACAAAUCCAGGUAAGCCUGCUCUAGAUGAUAAUGUUUUGUUCGAACUAUAUGUAUACAUAAACACUACUUUCUGCUGCAGGCCUAAUCUGGUAACUGGGAAUCAUGGUUUUCAAUACAUAUGCACAUCUUGUAUCAUCUGUUUUCUUUAUUGUCUUGUUUGCUCAUGCAGAGGCAUAUGACCCUUUGGACCCUACUGGUAAUAUCACAAUCAAAUGGGAUGUCAUAUCUUGGACCGCAGAUGGUUAUGUGGCAACAGUGACAAUGACCAACUACCAGAUGUACCGGCACAUUAUGAGCCCUGGCUGGACCAUGGGAUGGGUAUGGGCUAAGAAAGAAGUGAUAUGGACCAUGCUGGGUGCAGAAGCCACAGAGCAAGGAGACUGUUCCAAGUAUAAGGGAAACAUCCCUUACUGUUGUGAGAAGAAACCCACCAUUGUGGACUUACUCCCAGGUGCCCCUUAUAACCAACAAGUUGCCAAUUGCUGUAAGGGUGGUGUUGUGCCAUCAUGGGGACAAGAUCCUUCAGCUGCUAUCUCAUCCUUUCAGCUCUCUGUUGGGAAUUCUGGUACAUCUAGUAAGACUGUGAAAUUGCCUAAGAAUUUCACUUUGAAUGGUCCAGGGCCAGGCUACACUUGCAGCCAACCGGUUACCGUGACACCCACACGUUUCCUCACUUCUGAUGGUCGUCGACAAACUCAAGCACUCAUGACAUGGAAUGUGGUAUGCACCUACUCACAGUUCCUAGCUUCUCCAAGCCCAACCUGUUGUGUCUCGAUGUCAUCUUUCUAUAACUCAACGAUAGUUACGUGUCCAACUUGUGCUUGUGGAUGCCAGAACAGAGAAAAUUGCAUCACUGACUCAAAGAUUCAGAGCAUUGUGGGAGAAAACACAACAACCAAUGGGCCAUUACUACAGUGCACACAGCACAUGUGCCCAAUAAGGGUGCAUUGGCAUGUGAAGCUAAACUAUGUUUCGUAUUGGCGUGUGAAGAUGAGCAUCACCAACUUCAACUACGGACUUAACUACACACAGUGGACCCUUGUUGUUCAGCAUCCAAAUCUCAACAAUGUCACUCAAGUUUUUAGCUUUAAUUACCAGCCGCUCAUGCCAUACAAAUCCACAAAUGACACUGGCAUGUUUUAUGGCUUAAAAUUCUACAAUGACCUGCUAAUGGAAGAUGGGCCAAAUGGUAAUGUCCAGUCAGAGAUGCUUCUUGAGAAAGACAUGAACACAUUCACUUGGGACAAUGGGUGGGCUUUCCCUAGGAAAGUCUACUUCAAUGGUGAUGAAUGUGUGAUGCCCCCUCCUGAUUCAUACCCUAUGCCACCCAACUCUGCUAAUGCUAAUCCCAUUGCAUCAUCAACAUUGUCUGCCUCUGUACUUCUAAUAUUGCUGGUGUUUUGGUGAUUAUUUGACAAACAGAAGAGGAAAUAUAAAGAGGCCUAGAGUAUUUUCAAGGACAAGUGCAAUUUUCGCCAACAGGUAUGUUCCCAUUUAUAGUUGUGCAAAGAAUAGAAAGGGAAGAGGUACUGUGUUGACUUAGAAGGGCAAUGUUCUAGCAACAUGUGAAAGUCUUUGUAUACUAUGAAAGACAGAUUUUGAAUCUCAACCAAUAAUAAUAAUAAUAAAUUUUUUUUAUGUGA
Quercus robur (English oak) is the source of this 1852-nucleotide messenger RNA. Its product is annotated as COBRA-like protein 4. The record is from RefSeq and is a predicted model, not a curated record. Gene Ontology annotation, biological process: plant-type cell wall cellulose biosynthetic process; cellulose microfibril organization. The transcript is spliced from 6 exons. Bases 312 to 1616 code for a protein of 434 amino acids. Lineage: Eukaryota; Viridiplantae; Streptophyta; Magnoliopsida; Fagales; Fagaceae. Gene Ontology annotation, cellular component: plasma membrane.